Lactuca saligna is the source of this 312-nucleotide messenger RNA. The record is from the annotation of a GenBank genome assembly. Lineage: Eukaryota; Viridiplantae; Streptophyta; Magnoliopsida; Asterales; Asteraceae.
AUGAAGGCAACUGAAUCUUUCCCAAAGAGAGCUAAAGACAUGUUUGACUCAAAUACCAAUAAGAACUUAACGAAUGUCGUGUGGUGCCCGACAGAUCAGAUGAAACAAAUACCGAUUGUGAAGAACUUUUGUGAUGGAUCACUACGUAAGAUGGAAUAUUGGGUCUAUGAUGUUGCCACAACUUCUGUUGUCAUCAAAUUCCCAGAUGGUGUCUUUCAUAUUGUUGACAAAAGGGAUCUACUACAAUUUGGUGAAAGGGACAUCCACACUUUGGCUCAUCAUGAAAUUUUAUGCCAUAAAGAGAUUUUUUAG